This is a messenger RNA of Marmota flaviventris (yellow-bellied marmot), 297 nucleotides long. It is a transcript of the gene Pate3, whose product is annotated as prostate and testis expressed 3. The record is from RefSeq and is a predicted model, not a curated record. Lineage: Eukaryota; Metazoa; Chordata; Mammalia; Rodentia; Sciuridae.
AUGAACAAAUGCUUCUUGUCACUCUUCUGCCUCACCUGCCUCAUUGUGGAAGCAACAUCUACAAGAUGCAUAAUCUGCCACCUUCGCACACGUUCAGAUCGUUGUAGAAGAGGAUUUGGUGUUUGUUAUACUAAGAAAAAUGAGUCAUGCAUGAGCCUAAAGAUCUACCAGAAUAACACUCUCCAGGUGUUAUAUACGGUGUGUCAGAAGUUCUGCAGAAACUUGACAUAUGACUUCAACAAUCGGACUUAUGUUCAUGAAUGCUGCGACUACAAUUCUUGUAACUAUAGAUUCUAG